GGCGGUAUGCCAAUGGGUCGAGCUCGAACUUGCCAGACAAGUGACUCGACGGCGAGGCAGCCUGCUGCCAUUCCUGCAUCUAGAUCAUCAUCUCACUUUAACUACUCGAUAGGACGCCCCCCAAGAUGUCUGGCAAAACGUUCAAUUGUCUACCGCUACACGAAACGCUCAACCUUUACAUCUCCCCGACUGCCUAUGUCUUUGAGCCAUCCUCCUCAUUACCUUCUCUCGCGGUCGAUGGACCGAGCCUCGUCAAUGAGAAAGACACGAGAGAGGCUCUACAUAUCGAUAGGCGAACCGGACAGAUGAGUUUGAGCACGGAUACAUCCGUCCCAUUUGGUAAAGACAAAGUCAUCACUUGUUAUGGUAUCAUCGGAGUCCUGAGUCUCGCUACGACCGACUUCCUGCUCAUCAUCACUGCUCGAUCACCCUCCUGUAGACUUCUCUCUCAUCCAAUCUACCAAGCUACAGACUAUAGGCUCCUCCCGCUCUCAGCUCUUUCCUCGUCCACUGCUAUCCUCAAUCAUCCAGUAGAGAGAGAACUCAUUCAACUCGUCGAACAGGGUUUGAGAUCGGCUUCAUUGUGGUUUUCGUACGGAUGGGAUCUGACCAACACUCUGCAGAGGCAGUCGGACCUCGAGGAGAGAGGCACAGGGGUCGGUCAGUGGCCGCUUUGGAAGAGGGCAGACGAUGGAUUCUUCUGGAACAAGUUUUUGGCCCAAAGGCUGAUUGAUUCGACGGAGAAGGAGGGCGUGGAUCUGAGUCGAUUCAUCCUCCCAAUCAUGUACGGAUUUGUCGAGCUGCGCUCGACUACCAUCAACAAUCGCGAUCUCCUCUUCCUCCUGAUCUGCCGCCGAUCUCGCCACCGAGCAGGAACGCGAUACUUUUCUCGAGGACUGAACCAAUACGGUCAAGUGUCCAAUUUCAAUGAGACGGAACAGAUUGUCCUGGUCGACCCACUGCCUGCCGAUGGGGAACAACAGAUCAGACGAGGCCGAGUGGAUGGUAGAGAGCGUCUGAGUUUCGUCCAGGUCCGAGGCAGUGUCCCGGUGUACUGGGCUGAAAUCAACAAUCUACGGUACAAGCCUGAUCUUUUGGUCAUGGAUAAGCAAGAGACCACGUCGGCCAUGAAAGCUCACCUUUACUCCAUGAUCAACGCUUAUCAACGAGUCGCUCUGGUCAAUCUGGUCAACCACAAAGGUCACGAGCUGCCCGUCAAAGAGGCGUUCGAACGAAACAUCGCAGCUUGCGCUGCUUCUGAUCCCAUGCUAGCCGCCAAUGUGAAUUACAAUUAUUUCGAUUUCCACACGCAGUGCAAAGGCAUGCGAUUUGACCGUGUCUCCCUCAUGAUCGAUCAAAUCCAGACUUUCUUGGAUGACUCGGGAUGGUUCCGGUCCAUCACGCCUCCUCUGGCGCCGACAGGUCAAUCGGGAGGUCCUACUGCCGUCUUGGGCAGACAAAGCGGAGUGGUCAGGAGUAACUGCAUGGAUUGCUUGGAUCGAACCAACGUUGCUCAGAGUGCCUUGGGCAAAUGGGCACUGAACAAGCAAUUAAGGGAGUCGGGUAUACUCAGUGUCAAGGAGAGUGUGGAAGAUCAUCCAGAAUUCAUGUCCAUGUACAGGAAUGUGUGGGCAGAUCACGGAGACACAGUAUCCCGAGCGUACGCCGGCUCAGGUGCCCUAAAAUCCGACUAUGUUCGAACAGGAAAGCGUUCAACAGAGGGAAUGCUGUUGGACGGUUAUAGCUCGUUGAUGCGGUAUUUCCGGAACAACUUCCUCGACGGAGACAGGCAAGACGCGUAUGAUAUCCUGACGGGAGCAUGGGUCGCUAAGAGGGGCGGCAUACCGCCUCUGACGGAUACCAGGCCACUGUUGAUGCGAUCGAUGCCUUACAUUCUCGGCUUUGCAUUGACAAUGAUCCUUGCUGCUAUCGUUCUGCCUCGAUCAUCUGGUAUGAGACAUAGUGCAGUGUCUCGAACACGUCGCUUACUUAUCACAGACCUAUCCAUCACUUCUUUCCUAUUCCUCUGGGUGGCGAUGGCCAUGUUCUCCGGCUCAUACAUCUGGGGCAAUGGCACGAGCUACGUCUCUUGGCCUCGAUUGAACCCUCCGAUAGAAGUCUUAUCUUACAAUGGUCCAGGAGCUAGGACCAAAGUCCGAGGACGAGGAGUCACGGUGGCUAAUAUGAUUCCUGCAUUGUUCAAUCGUUCAGGCUCCAAGAGAAGCAAGAAGCCCGAAGAGGUUGAGCUUGGAAGAAGGAAGGGUGCGUUGAUAGAUUAGACCUAGUGAGAUGCGGGAGAGGACCGGUAUAUAGACUUGAGUGAUGUCAGUGAUGUCAAGGAUGGACACAUGAGAGUUUCUUGCAGGCUUCCUAUCCGAAGCACAGGGCCAAAAGCU
Kockovaella imperatae is the source of this 2396-nucleotide messenger RNA. Its product is annotated as putative Inositol/phosphatidylinositol phosphatase. The record is from RefSeq and is a predicted model, not a curated record. Gene Ontology annotation, cellular component: endoplasmic reticulum. NCBI's taxonomy places the organism in Eukaryota, Fungi, Basidiomycota, Tremellomycetes, Tremellales, Cuniculitremaceae. The coding region runs from base 126 to 2279 and encodes 717 amino acids. Gene Ontology annotation, biological process: phosphatidylinositol dephosphorylation. The transcript is spliced from 10 exons. Gene Ontology annotation, molecular function: phosphatidylinositol-4-phosphate phosphatase activity.